Molecule: messenger RNA, 2472 nt
Organism: Lepisosteus oculatus (spotted gar)
Lineage: Eukaryota; Metazoa; Chordata; Actinopteri; Semionotiformes; Lepisosteidae
Product: B cell scaffold protein with ankyrin repeats 1
Biological process (GO): B cell activation; negative regulation of B cell activation; negative regulation of phosphatidylinositol 3-kinase/protein kinase B signal transduction
Molecular function (GO): protein tyrosine kinase binding; signaling receptor binding
Source: RefSeq, a predicted model, not a curated record
ACAGCCAGCGUGCUUGGGUUUGCUUCUCUUGCUCAAAUAAACAAAAGCCUUCAGACAAGGAGAUUAAAAAAACACAAAAUGAGCCACCCAGCUCAAGAUCUGUUAAUUAUCUUUGAAGAUGAGGCAGAACAAUGGGCGACUUAUUUGAAAUCUGUUUUUUUGAAAAGCACCAGAGAAGAGAAUAUAUGCUUUUACAACAUUGGGACAGUUUCCAUCAGGAAGGAAGAAUUCCUGCAGCUCAGUCAAUACAAGUGUAAGCUGCUCAUCUUGACCAAGGGAAUGCUGGAUGGGCUCUGUCAAAUCAGGAAAUUCUUUCUGGCAAGAGUCCUACAACCUUCCAAAAGCGUAGUGAUACUGCUGUGUGGUGUGGAUAGCUUAAGCUCACUGUUUGAUAUGGUCCCCAUUGGAUCUGACUGUUUCCAGAUUUCAAGUGAUCAGGAUUCCAAGGAAUACUUGACCAUUGUUACCCAAAUUCUACAAGGUACACAGAGUUCUUUGCAAUCCAGUUCUCUAUCAGGAAGAGCAGCUGGAAAGGAAGUAAAGCUCAUAAAAAAAUAUUCUUCUGAGUCACCACCGGUCGGAUCAUCAGUGGUUGUCCUUCCUACUAGAAUACCAUGUGAGAAACCAGGGGAACUUUUUAUUUUGCUACAAGAUGUGGCAGUCCCAAAGGACACUGUGGUGGAAUUCCAUGGAAAUGAGCAGAAAAUAAAGGUCCAGCCUACAUUAUGGAAUGAGAAGACACUCUGUGUGAAAGCUUUAGCCUUUCCUCCAGGAACUGUUAAUGUCACAGUCUACAACAGGGGAACUGUUACAGGCAAGACACAAGUACAGUACUACAAUACAAUGGGAGAAAUAGCAGUGCUUCUUAAGAAAGCAGCAGAUCCCAUCAACUUCAUGUGGCAGGCAUUCCAGAUUUCUUCAACAGAAAAAUUAGACCAGUUGCUCUCCUCAUCACUGAGACAGAGGAUGCCCACAGGGGGAUUUGGGGUUCUUCAGCUUGAUGAGAGCAACAAAGGCUCUGAACAUUCAGAUGAUCUACCGACUCUCCUUCACUUUGCGGCAAAAAAUGGAUUGAAGAAUUUGGCCAGUCUGCUCUUACAAUGUCCUGGAGCUUACCAAGCUAUCAAAAUGAUGAAUAAAGACGGAGAUAACCCUCUGAAGCUUGCUGAGAAACACGGCCAUACAGAGAUGCAGAAACAUAUGCAAGAAACCCUGGAUAUGACACAGAGCAGCAGAAAUGAAGAAAAUGAAGACAGUAAUAUUUGUGGGCUGACGGGGUUGGACCCUGCGAAUCAUGAAAAAAACAACAAUGGAGAUGAUAUUCAACAAAAAACAGAAGAAGAAAAUGUUCAUGAAGAUGAAGAUGAAGAUGAAGAUCCUUAUGCUCCCCUUGGAGGCAAUGAUGAAGAGUAUGAUACGAUUCUGGUCUCAAACAAAUCAAUGUCAAUAAUUAACCGCCCACCUGCCCCAACCCCAAGACCUGAUGCAUCUCCGGUCAAGGAAGACAGUACACCAUUUAUAGCACAAGUAUUCCAAAAAAAGAUGUCUCAGGCCGACACUGGUUCACUGUAUUCUAUUUCUUCAAGGCAAGGUAAAGAAAGAGACAAUAUCUCUUCUACAUAUGACUCAUUUGCCCCUUACCAGCACUCUGGUUUGGAGGAGCUGAUUGAACUUCAGGAAAAAGUAAAAAGGGGAUCGCUUACAAUGGAUGAAGCUUUGGACAGAUUCAAUGAGUGGCAGAAGAUGCAAAAAGGAUUGGAUGCAUUGCAGCAGGUAAAAUUGCAACAGCUGAGGGCGAGUAUUAUCAACAACAGAGAAGAUGAUGACAAUGUCUACGAUAAAAUUAACAUCAUCCAUCAUACACCAGUAGGUAUGAGUGACUCUGGGCAGGGAAGCCAAACUGCAGAGCAGGAUUUCUACAGCAAGCCCUUCAAAGGCCAUCAGUCUCAUUUCUUUGGGAAAUCUGAUAAACGAUAAAUGACUACUGCAAAGCUGGAACAAAACAAAUGAAAGCUGACUGCGAAUGUACUUCUGUAUAAAAUUACUAUACACAAUGUUACAAUGAUUUUUACACUGAAUCUUUAUAUUAUUUGCAACACAACUAUCUUAAUGAUUUGUAUUAAAAACAAAUUAAUCAUUUUUAACAAAAAAUAUAGUUUUUAACUUUUAAUAGCAUAUAUGUUAGUAUAUGAAUGUGAGUAGGACAAAUACAUUCUCCUCAUAGUUUUAGUGUUACAUUUUUUGUUUAAAGUUAAAAUGUUGUUUCUGUUCAUUUCUGUUUAUUCAUGAGUAUUCACCAUUAUUUUUAGAACCAGUAGAAUUUUUCUUAUUUGUGUGUUUUAUUAUUGUAAGGAUCAGUGAAUCUGUGUGAUAAACAUUUUCCUUGAACAUUUAUAACAUAUUACCAUAAUAAAAUGCUUGUAUAUCUUAUCAUUGUUUUUCUUUUUUCUUCCAUUUUUAAACACUGAUCUG